This is a messenger RNA of Anguilla rostrata (American eel), 3196 nucleotides long. RefSeq names its product NAD kinase b (gene nadkb). Gene Ontology annotation, biological process: NAD+ metabolic process; NADP+ biosynthetic process. The transcript is spliced from 12 exons. Gene Ontology annotation, molecular function: NAD+ kinase activity. Bases 17 to 1510 code for a protein of 497 amino acids. NCBI's taxonomy places the organism in Eukaryota, Metazoa, Chordata, Actinopteri, Anguilliformes, Anguillidae. The record is from RefSeq and is a predicted model, not a curated record.
UCCUGCUGGAGAUCAGAUGAGUGAGCUAGCUGGUGUUGCAAGAGCGACCGCGGGUGUCAUUUUAAAAAGUUCAGCCUGCAGGAUGGAAGGUUUAGAGGAGAUGGAGGUGCGGCCUACCCCGAAACACACGGAGGCAGACGCCUGCCUGACUGAGGCGGAGAGGCCCCCCAAGAGGAGGGAACGCCAAGGGAAGUCGCCUAGGAAACGUCGGGACGUAAAGAGGCGGCCAAAUGAUCAAGAACACCUGCUUCAGCAGCAGUUGCCAGGGCAACCGGAACACUCAGAAUCUGCGGCCUCGAUAAUGGAAAGUGCAGAGAGCUCUCCAAAGAGAUGGGACAGGUGCAGGCGAGGACACUUUCUACAUGGACCAUAUCCAGAAACUCAUUUUGGACCCAAAGCCUGCAUUCUUCCGAACCCAACCUCAGUCAUGCACAUCCAGGACCCGGCCAGCCAGCGCCUGACCUGGAACAAGCCACCGGUCAACGUGCUGGUGAUCAGGAAGAUCCGCGAUGAGACCCUGCUGGAGCCCUUUAAAGAGCUCUGCAGGUUUCUGAUCCAGGAGAAGCAGCUGGUGGUCUAUGUGGAGAAGAAGGCGGUGGAGGAAGCGGCCCUCUUGAAGGACGAGGGUUUCGGUUCCAUCCGGAGCCAGCUGUGCACGUUCAAAGAAGGUUACGAUGACAUCUCGGACUGCGUCGACCUCAUAAUCUGCCUCGGGGGGGACGGAACCCUGCUGUACGCCUCCUCGCUGUUCCAGGCCAGCGUCCCUCCCGUCAUGGCGUUCCACCUUGGCUCCCUGGGCUUCCUGACGCCGUUCAAGUUCGAGUCCUACAAGACGGAGGUGGCCAAAGUUUUCGAAGGGAACGCGGCCAUAACGCUGCGCAGCCGCUUGAAAGUGAAAGUGGUGAAGGAGAUGUUCCAGAGGACGGGGGUGCCGCGCUACGGAGAGGAGAACGGCGUCUGUCAGAGCCACCAGGACAGUGAGGCGGGCAAGGUCACGCUGCAGCUGCAGGUGCUGAAUGAGGUGGUGGUGGACAGAGGCCCUUCUUCCUACCUGUCCAAUGUUGACCUUUACCUGGACGGCCGGUUGAUCACCUCCGUGCAGGGGGACGGUGUGAUAGUGUCCACUCCCACGGGUAGCACUGCUUACGCCGCGGCUGCCGGAGCCUCCAUGAUCCACCCCAACGUCCCCGCCAUCAUGGUGACCCCCAUCUGCCCGCACUCUCUAUCCUUCCGACCCAUCGUGGUGCCCGCCGGUGUGGAGCUCAUGAUAACACUGUCCCCAGAUGCACGGAACACGGCGUGGGUGUCUUUUGAUGGGAGAAAGAGACAGGAGAUCCAGCAUGGUGACAGUAUUAAAAUCACCACAUCCUGCUAUCCGGUGCCUUCCAUCUGUUGCCACGACCUGGUGUAUGACUGGUUCGAGAGCCUGGCCGAGUGUCUCCACUGGAACGUCCGCAAGAAGCAGACGCGCCUGAUGGACGUAACCGACUCCUCCGAUGCUGAGAGCUGAGCCCCGCCCCCUCCCAGGACAACUGCUGGAGUGGCGUGUUUCUUUCCCGAGGAGACGGGGGCGGAGCCGUUGCACGUUACCCGUGGCACGAAGCAACAGCACUCUUCUGUUGAAGAGAGCAAAACAAAGAAAUUGAGUCAUGUGACUGUUUUUAUUUAUAAUUUGGAUUGCCCUGUCGUAAAUGCCCAUCUUGGCUACAGCCAAUGAGGACAGAGCACAUUUGCCCUCUGAAGCAUGUUCUGCCAGCUGCUGCUGCUUUUCACUCUGCUGUUGACCAGCUGAGCUACAGAUUUGUCAUUCUGGAGGACUGCAAUUUAUGCUUAGUCGGUGCAGACAAACUAGAGAUGCUUGAUUAAACAGAGAAGUUGUUAUUGAGCCUUGAUGUGAGGGAAACUCAGACUUCAUCCCUCCUUCUCUAAGUAAGGGUUUAGCCUGCUGUGGUAUCUUGAGACCUAGGGAUUUAAUAUCACAUGACACACCCGAGAGCAGUCUUUUGACCUCAUGGAAAUCGUUACGGUGUUUUAAAAGUGUCACACUUCCCACACCAUCUCAUUUACCACCUGUGACUGUAUCCAUCUCUGCCACGCACCAUAGAGUCAUUCCGAGAAUCUGGACAUGCACCAAGCAAGCUUGCUUUAAAGACUUUUUAAGACAACAAAGACUCGCGUACAUUUACUUUUGCCAAAUUUGUAGAAAAUAUAUAUAGGAAAAUAUAUAUAUUUUAGAAAGUAAAGUGUGCCAUUUUUAAACAUGCGAGCUGUAGUUCUGUUCGCUUAUGAUUGGCAGCCCAUCCAACAGAUGUGCUACUGAUUGGUUAAAUGUAAAUCUCCUUGUGUUGGUAAACAACAUGGCCUCCAAAAGACCAAUACCAACUCCUGCUGUAGAGGACAAUACAAUAACUUUAAAAUCUCAACUGAAUACAAUAUAUUUAAUAUCAUAUCAUUUAUUUUAUUUGGUUGUUUGUGUAUAACUAAGUUUUUCUUUAAUUUUUUAAUUUUUAAUUUUAUUUUAUUGCUUAGGGUAUUAAACCCUUGAGUUAAGGACCAUCAAUAGACAAAUUGGUGGAAUUCACACUUGCCCUUGCCACAGCUCAGUUUUUGCCCACCUGAAAUUGAACUACCAGUUCAUAUCCAAGAAACCAGGUGAGUUAACUGCAACUGCGUGAUCAAUAGUUUUUUUGAUCAGAUGUGCUGAGUGCAAAGAAAAGCUUUUACACCUUCUGGGCCUCUCCAAGGGCAAGACUGAGUACCACUGGGUUUGCAUCCUUCUGGUAGAUACUUGUAACUGCUGAAGAGAAAGCGCUUUUAGAAACACUUGUCCUCUUUUAACACAGGGAACAGAAAGUAGUGUUAGAAUUCAUCGCUUCUGAAUAUGUAGAGACACCUGUUAAGUAGCUGCUUGGUUUUCUCAUGUAUGCACAGUAAGAGCUGUUUUGUUACAUAAAAGGAUGUGGGCAUGACGCACAUCCACUAAAAUGAUGGACAACCGUGUCCUCAAAUAGGUUAUGAAGAUGUUGGACAGAUUUGUUCAGAUGUUUGUACAUAAGAUAAUUAUUGGUUAAAAUGUUAUAUAUUUAAAGUAGUUUAUUAUAUUAGUAGUUAGUAGUUUAUUACCUAGUUUGGAUAUUUGUUUGCUCAUUUGAACAUGUACAUCUGCUUAGAAUAAAAUGGCUCAUUUUUAAUCUUU